This is a messenger RNA of Chaetomium fimeti, 2123 nucleotides long. RefSeq names its product STE like transcription factor-domain-containing protein. The record is from RefSeq and is a predicted model, not a curated record. Gene Ontology annotation, molecular function: DNA-binding transcription factor activity. Gene Ontology annotation, cellular component: nucleus; Tec1p-Ste12p-Dig1p complex; Ste12p-Dig1p-Dig2p complex. The transcript is spliced from 2 exons. The coding region runs from base 226 to 2055 and encodes 609 amino acids. Lineage: Eukaryota; Fungi; Ascomycota; Sordariomycetes; Sordariales; Chaetomiaceae. Gene Ontology annotation, biological process: sexual reproduction; regulation of DNA-templated transcription.
CGACCCUUCGCCAGAGGCUCGUUGGAAAGGAUUGAAAGAGUUGGGAAAACAUAACAUCUCUUAUGUCACGGGCUGGUCUCGGAAAUCUCGACUCUUAAAACCACCAAAACCCAAGUCAGAACUGUUCGCAGGCAGCGCCUAAGAACACAAUCUCUCCUACCUUGCUGGGUUCCAAGGUCACAGAUCAACUGUGUUGACGCCUCGACCACUACCCGCCGCUGCGUUAUGUACCAACAGAAUGCAACCAUGGCCGGACAACAGAUCCCAGAGACGUUCAUGCUGAGCGCGGAAGCUCAGCACAACCUUCCGGAGGAUGCUCAGGUAGCUCUGCACCAAGUUGAUAAUCUCAAAUACUUUCUCCUUUCGGCACCAGUUGACUGGACUGCCGAUCAAUACAUUAGGCGGUUUCUCCUCCCGACUGGCGAAUACGUUUCGUGCGUGCUAUGGAACAACCUCUUCCACAUCUCCGGGACAGACAUCGUAAGAUGCCUGUCGUUCCGUUUCCAAGCCUUUGGGCGGCCGGUGAAGAAUUCCAAGAAGUUCGAGGAGGGCAUCUUCUCGGACCUGCGCAAUCUCAAGUCAGGGACCGACGCCACGCUCGAGGAGCCCAAGAGCGCGUUCCUGGACUUCCUCUACAAGAACAACUGCAUUCGUACGCAGAAGAAGCAGAAGGUCUUCUACUGGUACAGCGUUCCUCACGACAGGCUGUUCUUGGACGCCCUGGAGCGGGAUCUGAAGAGGGAGAAGAUGGGCCAGGAAGCCACAACGGCCGCCGUUAGCGAGCCGGCCCUCUCCUUCCAGUUCGAUUCGUCGCAGUCGCUGUACGAGCAGCUCACGAAGGCCCAGCAAGCGAACUCGUCAUCCUUCAACCCGCAAUCCGUUUCCUUCUCCCAACAGCAGACCACCUCUCCGGUGAUGGCGCCGAUCGACUCGAUGCCUCCCCCGCAGAUGAUGCACCAGCCGAUGCCUCAGCAGAUCCCCCAGCAGAUGCCCCAGCAAAUGCCUCAGCAAAUGCCUCAGCAGCUCCCCCCGUCGAUACCCCAAUCAAUGCCCCCGAUGCCUCAAACGAUGGCCCCGAUGGCGGACGGCAUGGAGUCUAUGGCGCCAUACGGAGCGAUGGCGAUGGCGCCGAGCAUCCCCCCGUCCCAGCCGGCAGUCAAGCGGGAACCCGAGUACGCGCAGCACCCCCGCGUUCAGUACAACCAGAACGGUGUCCCAAUGAACCAGACACACCAACGGCAUACGUCGAUGCCCGCGUUCGGCUUGGAGUACUCGCCCGCCCCGUCGUUCGUAUCGUCCCACUACGAGGAUUACAGCCAGAGGGGGAUCUCCUUCGAGCCGUUGACCCCUCCGCAGCAGUCGCUUGCCAUUGGUGGCGAGCCUGCGUACAUCGCCAACGAGGAAACGGGCCUAUACAGUGCUAUCCCCGACCAUCUCAACCCUGUCGGUGCCCUAAAUGGCAUGCUCCACCUCCCGCCAUCGAACUUGUCAGGUCCUUCGUUUCCGCGGAGCUAUGGGCCGAACAAUGUGUACUCGUCUGUCAUCGAAGGCUCGCCGACGUACAAGCAACGGAGGCGGCGCUCAUCCAUCCCUCCCUCGCUCUCAGCUACCACCGCGGCGAUCGCUGCGGCAACCUCAGGCAACCACCGCCCCUCAGAUCUCAGGAGGUCAGUGUCGGCCUCGGUCGGCCCCGUUGCCGAAGGUGAGGAGUCCGGGGACACCUCGCCCCCGGGUCUGACAUACAGCGCAUCCGGUAUGCCGCAGCACAAGGAGGUGCUUGAUCUGUCGCGUCAUGGGACACCGUUGUCGGCUGUGGAGGGCAGCCCCGCUCUCAACCCCAUGGCUCUUCAGCAACACGACUACUCGCCGCUACCAGUCGACGAACUAGGACCCCUGAACGACCAAAGGCCAAUGAUGCAUGGAGGCCCUAGCGUGGUACGCAGAGCCCGCUCCGCAACCGUCAUGGAACUUGGCCCCUAUCCCCAAAAGUCCCACACCUGCCCCAUCCCUUCAUGCGGUCGUCUCUUCAAGAGGUUGGAGCACCUUAAGCGGUAAGACUUGAAAAAAUAUUUCAUUUGUAAACAUGUGAAGCUCCUGCGGUGUAUCUGACCAAAACCUUCUAG